AGAGAGGAAGGGAGAGUGAGAGAGAUGUCAGUGUUUUGACUGGGGGAUCUUAUGUUUUGAUUGACUGCAUAACAGCACUAGAUAGUGUAUUUUUAUUACAGAAAUGUUGUCAUUGAACUCUCUGCGAAUUGUGUGCUCGUCCCGGGCUGUGCUGCACCCGAAAUGGCUGAUGACGAACCGAUUGUCUGUUUCAAAAGCUGUUACAUGUUCAGCACACUGUACAUCUACCAGCUUCCCCAACAAGGACACAUGGCACUGCAACAUGAACGCACUGGUGAGGGAAAGAGGGCGAACUUACUACACUAAUCAAGCCAAUUCAUUAAGAAAUUACUGUACAGGUCAAGUCAAACAGAACUGCUGGAACUGUAAACAGCCUCUUGACAAAACGCCUGCAUUCUUCUGCAUGUCAUGCAAAGUAGUUCAGCCCCCUGAAGAGGGGUUAUCUUUCUUCAAGAUCAUGGAUUGUGACUACAAAUUCACAGUGGACACACAAAAGCUGCAGAAAACAUACUUGCAGCUCCAGAGGUCUCUACACCCAGACAACUUCAGCCAGAAUUCUGUGAAAGAGCAGGAGUAUUCAGAAAGCCAGUCGGCUCUUGUGAACAAAGCAUACAACACUCUGCUUAAGCCUUUGAGUCGCGGUCUUUAUAUGCUGGAGCUGGAGGGGAUGCGUAUAGAAGAGGGCACCGACUCUGGGGCCAAUUCAGAGUUUCUGAUGGAGCUGAUGGAAAUCAAUGAAGCUCUUGAUGAAGCACAGACUCCAGAAGAAGCCAACAAGAUUGGCCAAGACACAAAAGGAAAACUGGCAGACUUGAUAGAGCAGACAGACGCUGCCCUUCGUAAAGGAGAGCUUCAAACUGCCAAGGCACUGCUUGUCCAAAUGAAAUACCAUGCAAACAUUGAAGAGAAGGUGAAGGAAAAACUUGCUGAAUUCAUGUAGUUUACCCCCCAUUUUGUGUCACAUUAUUUAAUAUUUUUAGCCACUUUUGUACAGAAACACAAAUUAUUAUGCACCUGUAUGGAAUGAUGUAAAAUUACUGUUCAAGUUGAAUAAUAAAACUGCAUAAUACACCAAUGAAUUAAUGGUGAUUUGUACUUAAUCUGCUAUGUUUGAUUAACAGCUGUAUAGAUAUGAUGAUGUAAUUGGAUGCAUACAAUAUCUCCAUUGAAUUCCACUAAUUUCACAAAACUAAUCAUAUCCACUUGUACCUAAUGUAUCAAUAACGAUGACAGAGAUCUAUA
Messenger RNA from Toxotes jaculatrix (banded archerfish), 1242 nucleotides. RefSeq names its product HscB mitochondrial iron-sulfur cluster cochaperone (gene hscb). The record is from RefSeq and is a predicted model, not a curated record. The transcript has 6 exons. Gene Ontology annotation, biological process: protein complex oligomerization; [2Fe-2S] cluster assembly. The coding region runs from base 104 to 940 and encodes 278 amino acids. NCBI's taxonomy places the organism in Eukaryota, Metazoa, Chordata, Actinopteri, Toxotidae. Gene Ontology annotation, molecular function: ATPase activator activity; protein-folding chaperone binding. Gene Ontology annotation, cellular component: mitochondrion.